Symbiodinium necroappetens is the source of this 3555-nucleotide messenger RNA. NCBI's taxonomy places the organism in Eukaryota, Dinophyceae, Suessiales, Symbiodiniaceae. The record is from the annotation of a GenBank genome assembly.
AUGCCGACGCCUUCAUAUCCAGGCGGAAGCCUUGGUGAUUUUGUAACUGCAUUGGAUCGCCGUUUCGAGCAGCACGAGGACUUCCUGCGCCAGCUGCUGCUUGACAGUAAAUAUGAGUCGCCGUCGUCACAUUAUAUGGAUUCGGAGAAGACAACGCUCAGAAUGCUAUCAGGCACCGAGCAGAAGGUCUUGGAUGAGCAAGACUCCAAGACCGACCUCGGCUACAUCAUGAUGCAGCCGGAACUGGAUUCCUGGAAGCGAUAUUCCCAGAUGAGCCUAGAUGCAAAUCCAAACGCGCCCGAGAAGGAGGCUUCCGCAAGUGGCUUCCUAGAUAUGUACAACAACUUUCUGUUAACCGACCGAGAGCCGCUGCCUCGUUUAAAAGCUUUCGUUUUGGGACCCUUGGACUGGUACAUGGGUCUGGUGGUGGUCGUGAACGUUGUGCUGAUGAUCUGGCAGACAGAGCUCAUGGGAGAGCGAGCAAAGGUUGGCUUAGGGCUCCAGGAGACAUACACUGGCGGUCCUGACGAUGUGAUCGAUGAUUUGGAGUAUGCGUUCUUUUCGAUCUACUUGCUUGACGUUCUGAUUCGAGUGAUUACGCUGCGCUUGGAAUGGAUGUACCACCCCAUCGACGGAGUAAUGUACAUGAACUUGAUGGAUGCUAUCUUGGUGCUGAUAAGUGCCAUCGAGCUAUUUCUGCUUCCAGCGUUGUCUUUGGUCGGUGACGAGACAGAUCAGAGUGCCAGAGGCAUUCGAAUAUUGAAGCUCAUGCGAAUCUUCAGAGCUCUGAGGAUUGUUAAGACAGUGAACUUGUUCCACCCUCUGCGAGUCUUACUCAGUACAUGCAUUGCUAGCAUUGGUGCCCUUUUCUGGUCGAUGACCUUGAUGUUGGUGUUGAAGCUGGGCUUUUCGCUGCUCAUCUGCCAAGCCAUCCACCCGUUCCUCUUGGAUCCAUCCCUAGACAUCGCCGCGCGCCUGGAGAUCUACGGCCUCUACGGCAAUUUCUGGUAUACCAUGUACACGAUGUUUGAGAUUACGCACAGUGGUGGAUGGCCACUUCUCGUGAGGCCCGUCCUGGAAAAGCUUGGUUGGGGCUUUUCAAUCCCAUUUCUGAUAUAUGUAACUUUGGUGAUUUUCGCAGUUAUUCGUAUCGUGACGGCCCUGUUCUUGAAAGAAACGCUCACAUGUGCUGACGAUGAUGCCGCAGUGGCACUGAAAGAGAAGUCCCGGAGAACGCGCGUGUACAAAGAGAAGCUCCGCGAAGUAUUCCUGGCAGCAGACAAAGAUGGAGAUGGAAAUCUUACUCCAGAAGAAUUCUUUGCCACGCUUGGUCUUCCAAAGGUUCGAAGUUAUUUGAGUUUGUUGGAAGUCAACAUUAAAGACUGUGAUCCGCUCUUCGAGAUCCUGGAUGAUGGCGGCGAUGGCGUCAUCACAAUUGAGGAAUUUUGCAAGGGCAUCCUCCACUUGAAAGGCCAAGCCAGUGCAUUGGACAUCAUUAUGCUGCAGAGGGAGAAUCGCAGGUGUCGUUACAAAAUACAGCGCUCUGGCGCAGAGGGCGUAGUUACCCACAUUCGAAAUGUUAAUCUGCAGGUUGGAAGGAGCGACUACUUGGGCACAGCACACAAGACUUCCGGUGCACAGAAGAAGUUGAUGCGCCAAGGUGCUCCAGGUGCCGACGAACGCAGAGCAAACACGGUGCGCCGGCGCACGGUCAAUGAGGAAAUGGUUCUGCAUCCCGGAGUCAUGCUACUUGGCUGUCUCGAGCUUCUGAGCCUUCCCAGCAGAUGGCUCGAUGGGCUUGUUCGAUUGCUUCGCAUACGAAAUCCUCACGGCGUGGGCGAGUGGAACGGCGAAUGGAGUGACAAAUCCGCAGAAUGGACUGAGGGACUCUCGAGCGAGCUGGGAUGCACUGGCGUUGACGACGGCACGUUCUGGAUGGACUACACCCACUUCCUGAUGGGAUUUCAGGUGGUCGAUGUUUGCCUGGCUCAUCGCGGCUGGCAUGCUGCGAGCUUCCCCAACACUUUCUGCGCAAAGUCUUCUGGAAGUCGGAUAUGCAAGUACUUCUACGAGCUGCACUGUGAUGCAGCCACAACUCUCUAUGCCAUGGCAUUGCAGCCGACGAAGCGAGGCUCCUGGUGCAGAGAAGAUCGCAAAAAAAGCUACAAGCCAGGUGACAUCAGUUUGCUGGUGCUCCGGAUCAGGACGGUCGGAGCGUCAACUGAUUGUGCUGUGAAUGCUGCGGCAUUUGUCAAGCUGCCGGUGUUUCCGUGUACCGUCUGCAACGGUGCGAUGCUGCGGUUGUGGUUGAUCGCGCUGCCCAGGAUACUGGCUGUAUCCACGACCUCUUGCCCGUCCUGCAGUACCCGUGCGCAAGAUCAUGUUCUGCUGCAGCAUGGGCGGGCUGCGCUGAACCGUGCAAGCGCUCUCAGCAAGGGCGUGCAGGAGCCGGCUGUGCCAGACUCAGAAUUUCCUGACACGAUCUUCUUCGAUGCGGUGCUCCGGGACUUCAAGGCUGACCACCCGGACUUCCAGUCGAUGGAUGGGCACAGUGAAGGCCUGGUGGAAGACACCCUCGGUCCGGACAAGAAGCCAGUCUACAAGGGCGGACUCCAGCUGUCGAACAAGUCGAACUUCGAUCAGUGGUUUCGCGAUGUUCCUGGGGUGAAUCAGCGGAUCGAGUUCAAGCUCGACUUGAACAAGAGUGACACGGGAACGUACGUGCAUGACGAUCCGAACUUUUUCCCUGUGGAUGGCCAGGGGUGGAAGGACAGUGCAAUUGCGCUCGAUGGCCUGGAACACAAUUUCUAUUUCACCCUCGAGUUGCAUACUACGUUCGUGUACACGAGUGGUGAUCAGUUUACAUUUCGGGGAGAUGAUGAUGUUUGGGUCUUCAUGAACGAUCGUCUUGUCAUUGACUUGGGUGGUGUGCACAAUCCCAUGGAGAAGACCUUCGACUUGGAUAGCCUGAACCUGACUGAGGGUUCUGCGGUCUCCUUGAGCUUCUUCUUCGCAGAGAGACGGUGUUGUGGCUCCGAGUUUCGCGUGGAGACCAGCAUUGUGCCGGUGAAGGGCUCCUGCACGAUCUGGGGUGAUCCGCAUAUCUCCGUGUUUGACAGUGGUUUGUUCGGCGCAGAUGAGUCGGAUCCGGUCUCGAUCUUGACCAGUGGCGACUACUGGUUGGUGAAGAACCAAGAUAUUUGCAUCCAAGGCCGGUAUGGUACAACCAAGUUCACUGUCGCCGGCCAGUCUGCUCUUCUUGAGCUGGCAGUCAGUGGCCCGUUUGUGCGCAACGAGACCCUCAUCAUUCAGCCAAUGAAUGGCCAGGUUACCUGGGAUGGUGCCACCAUUUUGAAGCACAUUCCCUCCGAGUUUGUAAAACCCUUCAGCCGAAUAAAGUUUAUCGAUGGAGAUGAGCACAUCGACGAAGUUCUGAAAGGUUAUCCAGUGAAGCUGAUUCGCGCGUUUUUCGUCCGCAAUGUGGAGAUUCUGGUAAACCGCUGGCCAGAACACAUUGAUGCCAUCAUCCGCAUGCCGCAGCAGCUCUACGGCCAG